AUGGACCGCACACCAGCUGCACAGACAGCACAGCUACCAGCGACUCAGAUGCACCCGCACCCCCCGCACAAUGAGCACGCCGCCGCUCACCCUCAACUCGACUCGAUGGUCGACCGCGCUGCUCACCCGCCUCAACACACCCCCCCGCUGCAGCUCAAGCGACUCAAGCUGCUCGACCAGCUCCUUGCCCUCUGGAUCCUCCUCGCCAUGGCACUCGGCAUCAUCCUCGGCGCACUCGUGCCCAGCACCUCCGAGGUCCUCGAGAAGGUCAAGUUCGUCGAUGUGUCCCUCCCCAUCGCCAUCGCCUUGAUGGUCAUGAUGUGGCCCAUCCUGUGCCGCGUCUCGCCAGGCUCGCUCAUCCCGCUCUUCCGCCACCGACAGCUCUGGCAACACCUCGCCUUCUCCGUCGUCGUCAACUGGAUCGUCUCGCCCCUCCUCAUGCUGGGACUCGCUUGGGCCUUCCUGCCCGACAAGGAGGACCUCAGGGAGGGGUUGAUCGUCGUGGGCGUCGCGAGGUGUAUCGCCAUGGUCCUCGUAUGGACCGACAUCGCCGGCGGAGACCUUGACUACUGCGCGAUCCUCGUCGCCUUCAACUCGAUCCUCCAGAUGGUCCUCUUCUCGCCCGUCUCGAUCCUCUUCCUCCGCGUCUUCCGAACCCAACCGCUCGGCGAUGUCGAAGCAGCAAGCGUGUCCUACUCGACUGUCGCAAAGAGUGUCGCCGUCUUCCUCGGCAUCCCUCUCGCCGCCGCCGUCCUCACGCGCUCCUUCUUCUUCGCGA
Molecule: messenger RNA, 778 nt
Organism: Rhodotorula toruloides NP11
Lineage: Eukaryota; Fungi; Basidiomycota; Microbotryomycetes; Sporidiobolales; Sporidiobolaceae
Product: bile acid:sodium symporter
Exons: 6
Biological process (GO): arsenite transport; antimonite transmembrane transport
Cellular component (GO): plasma membrane
Molecular function (GO): antimonite transmembrane transporter activity; antiporter activity; arsenite transmembrane transporter activity
Source: RefSeq, a predicted model, not a curated record